AUGAUACUGGAGUCCGAGAACGUGGAGACGUGGGAGGCCUCUCCCAAGGAAGACGAAGAGGAGUGGACAGCAGACCUUUCGCAGCUGUUUAUAGGGAACAAGUUUGCCUCUGGGGCGCACAGUAGGAUACAUCGAGGGAUUUACAAGCAGAGAGCAGUUGCUGUCAAAAUGGUCAGGAUCCCUAGCCACAAGGAAGAGACCAGAUCUGUCCUCGAGCAGCAGUUUAAAUCUGAAGUUGCUCUGCUUUCCCGACUCUAUCAUCCCAAUAUAGUGCAGGUAACUAACUGUUCCCCUCUUUCUCGUGGAGCUCUGUGUAUGCAUUUGCUUACAAAGCUGCUACAGUUCAUUGCUGCAUGCAAGAAACCCCCUGUGUACUGUAUCAUCACAGAGUAUAUGUCACAAGGAACACUCAGAAUGUACCUGAACAAGAAAGAGCACUACUCGCUAUCAACUGAGACGGUUCUGAGGCUAGCUCUCGACAUAUCACGAGGGAUGGAGUACCUUCACUCACAAGGUGUAAUUCACAGAGACUUGAAAUCAAACAACUUGCUUCUGAAUGAUGAGAUGCGUGUUAAGGUGGAAGAUUUUGGGACUUCAUGCCUCGAGACACAAUGCCAGGAGACUAAAGGAAAUAAAGGCACCUAUCGCUGGAUGGCACCCGAGAUGGUCAAGGAGAAAACUUACACUCGUAAAGUCGACGUCUAUAGCUUUGGGAUUGUAUUGUGGGAGCCAUCACGGCUUUGCUUCCAUUUCAAGGAAUGA
This is a messenger RNA of Linum tenue, 762 nucleotides long. The record is from the annotation of a GenBank genome assembly. NCBI's taxonomy places the organism in Eukaryota, Viridiplantae, Streptophyta, Magnoliopsida, Malpighiales, Linaceae.